GGGAGUGUUAUAACGGGCAGUGGUAAUCACACUGUCACCGAGGGAGAGUGGAGCUGGGUGGUGGUGGGCUGGUCCGGAAAGCUCUCUCCGGCCGUGGGACGGACUGAGGGCGGUUGCCAAGGGCGACGCCGGGCUCCCGCGCCAUCUUGCAGCGUCCGGGCCCUGGUGCUGGGGAAAGGAGACGAUGGAUAGAGACUUCAGCCUGAGCUUCGGCGGCGAGGCCGGGGCCGGGGCCGGGGCCGGGGCCGGGGCCCCCUGUAACCGCUUCCACGUGAGGCUGGUGGAUGAACCGCCCGAGUACGAGCCGCCUCCGCCGGCGGGGGGCGAGGAUGGCGUCGGCCAGUUCCAACGCUUCGAGGCGACGCUGCAGAACCGGGGCGAUUCCCUCCGGGCCGACGGCCUCUGCCACUCGUCCGACAGCUUCAGCAGCUCCUACCUGAAGACCUUUGGCCACAACACCGUGGACAGGGUGCCCAGAAUCGACUUCUACCGCAACACCGGCAGCCUCAGUGGCGUCAAGGUCAACAGACCCAGCCUAGCAGACCUUCAUGAAGACCUCAAGAGGGAUAUUUUACCUGUUCCUGGUGCUGUGGAUGGUGUUGCUAAUGGUGAUGGUGCAGUUGAUACAGGAGGAAAGCCUUCUGAAAACAAGGAUGAAUUAAUCAGAUUUGGAUGGAUCAAAGGAGUGCUGGUGCGAUGUAUGUUGAAUAUAUGGGGUGUGAUGCUUUUCAUUCGGCUUUCAUGGAUAGUUGGCCAAGCUGGAAUAGGUCUUGGAGUCAUCGUCAUUUGCCUGAGUUCAGUGGUAACUGUCGUAACAGGUAUCUCUAUGUCAGCCAUUUGUACCAAUGGAGUUGUUCGAGGAGGUGGUGCCUACUAUCUCAUAUCCAGGAGUCUCGGACCAGAAUUUGGUGGAUCUAUUGGCUUAAUCUUUUCCUUUGCUAAUGCUGUAGCCGUGGCAAUGUAUGUUGUUGGGUUUGCAGAAACUGUAGUGGAUAUUCUAAAGGAAAAUAAUGUUCUCAUGGUGGAUUCAAUCAGUGAUAUACGAAUUGUAGGUUGCAUUACGGUAGUAGUACUUCUUGGCAUAACAGUAGCUGGCAUGGAGUGGGAAACAAAGGCUCAAGUUGUUCUUUUGAUAAUUCUUCUUAUCGGUAUUGCUAACUUUUUUAUUGGAACUGUUAUUCCAAGUACAAUUGAAAAAAGAAGCAAAGGUUUCUUUAACUAUCAAGCUCAAGUAUUUGCAGAGAAUUUUGGGCCAUCUUUCAGGGAUGGAGAAAGUUUCUUCUCUGUCUUUGCCAUCUUUUUCCCAGCUGCUACUGGCAUUCUUGCUGGUGCCAACAUCUCUGGUGAUUUAAAGGAUCCACAAGUAGCCAUCCCAAAAGGAACGAUGUUAGCUAUCUUCGUAACAACUUUGACUUAUAUAGCUGUUGCCAUCUGCAUAGGUGCGACUGUUGUACGUGAUGCUACAGGAAGUGUUAAUGAUACCAUCAGUGCUUUGACAAGUUGUAAUGGUUCAGCAGCUUGUAAAUUAGGAUACGAUUUCUCUGACUGUGAUACACAGAUGUGCAAUUUUGGUUUAAUGAAUAACUUCCAGGUUAUGAGCAUGGUGUCUGGUUUUGGUCCCCUCAUCACUGCAGGAAUCUUCUCAGCUACUCUUUCCUCUGCCCUGGCCUCCUUAGUCAGUGCUCCCAAAAUUUUCCAGGCUCUUUGCAAGGAUAACAUUUACAAGGCACUGUAUUUCUUUGGAAAAGGUUAUGGAAAGAACAAUGAACCGAUUAGAAGCUACAUUUUAACCUUCGUUAUUGCUGUUGCAUUCAUUCUGAUUGCUGAACUGAAUACAAUUGCUCCAGUUAUCUCAAACUUCUUCUUGGCCUCCUAUGCACUUAUAAAUUUUUCAUGUUUUCAUGCUUCAUAUUCAAAAAGUCCAGGGUGGCGUCCUGCGUUUAAAUUUUACAACAUGUGGGUGUCGCUGCUUGGAACUGUAUUGUGCUGCGCAGUCAUGUUUGUUAUCAACUGGUGGGCUGCUGUGAUCACAGUUGCAAUUGUGUUAUUCCUUAACAUUUAUGUCAUUUAUAACAAACCAGAGGUAAAUUGGGGCUCUUCAGCACAGGCCAUGUCUUACAUCACUGCCCUUCAAGAUGCCCUUUCACUGACUGGAGUGAAUGAUCACAUUAAGAAUUUCAGGCCACAGUGUAUUGUUUUGACAGGAUCGCCAAUGUCCAGGCCAGCCUUGUUGGAUUUGACACUUUCUUUCACCAAGAAUUUUAGCCUCUGCAUCUGUAGUCAAGUAUUUAUGGGACCACGAAAGCAAACAGUAAGCGACAUGAAUUUGAGCAUGGAUAACUAUCAGCAAUGGCUUUCGAAGAACAGGAAAAAAGCUUUCUAUGCAGCAGUGGCUGGAGACAACCUACGUGAUGGAGUAAAGUGCCUACUUCAGGCUUCUGGAUUGGGUCGAAUGAAACCAAAUACACUUGUGAUUGGAUACAAGAGAGACUGGCGUACAGAUAAUCCUCAGGAUGUUGAGAAUUACGUUGGCAUUUUGCAUGAUGCCUUUGAUUUUGAAUAUGGUUUGAUAAUUCUCAGAAUUAGCCAAGGGCUUGACAUCUCCCGCAUUCUUCAGAUUCAAGAAGAAUUGCAGAGAAAGGAACAAGAAAAAUUAGCAUUGGAAGCUGCUCAGAAAGAUGAACAAAAGGAUGGAAAACGAGGAAUCUGUUCACUGAAAUUCUUGAACAAAACUGUCAAAUAUAGUACUAAUACCCUAGCGGUGAAUGAUCAGAAAGACUUUAAAAUCAGUGCUGGUCAUGCUGCAGAUUUUAAUCAACGCCUACUGGAAGCUAGUACUCAGUUCCAAAUGAAUCAGGGAAAAGGCACAAUAGAUGUAUGGUGGCUGUUUGAUGAUGGAGGUUUAACUAUUCUCAUUCCCUAUCUGUUAACUAUUCGCAAAAAAUGGUGUGACUGUAAAUUACGUAUCUUCAUUGGAGGGAAGUUGGACAGUAUUAAUGAGGAGAAACGAGCAAUGGCUGCACUUCUCGGCAAGUUCAGGAUUCAGUGUGCUGACAUCAAGGUCAUUGGAGAUAUUCACAUGAAACCAAGCAAAGAAAGCUGGAAAAUGUUUGAAGAACUGAUUGAACCCUACCAACUACAUGAGGGUUCCAAGGAUCCUGCAACUGCAGAAAUACUGCUGAAAGAGCAUCCAUGGAAAAUUACUGAUGCGGAGUUAGAGAGAUUCAAAGACAAGACAUACCGACAGGUCAGACUCAAUGAACUUCUGCAGGAGAACUCCCGAUCUGCCAAUAUCAUUGUUGUGAGUUUGCCCAUUGCAAGGAAAGAAGCUGUAUCAAGUUACUUGUAUAUGGCUUGGUUGGAGACUCUUUCAAGAAACCUGCCACCUGUUAUAAUGAUCAGAGGAAAUCAGAAGAAUGUUCUGACCUUCUACUCCUAACAGAAAAUUGCUGCAACAAAUGCCACAGUUGAUGCAUGCUUAUUUAUCACUUAGUAUUUUGAGAGUUGGUUAAUAAGGAUGAUACACUGAAGUAGCAAACAAAAUCUAUUCCUAGUUUUCUGAUUUCCUGCUCCAUUUCACAAAUAAUCUCACUAGUUAAUCUUGUAAAAUUUUCCUAUUUAGUCACCAGGUAGUGUAACAGCCUGAUUGGUUGAGCCCUAUAUUUUAGGACACUAUUCUCUGAUCACUAAUUUUACAAAGUUGGAAUAAAAUCCUCCUUAUCUGGCUAUGAUGUAAAAUAGUUAAUAUACUCAUAGUAUUUUGGAGAUCCAUAAUUUUCAGCAUUAAGAUCUUCAAGGAAUUUUCAAUCUAUUGCCAUUAUUUGAUAUCCCCCAUUAAUUCUGCUUAAAUAAGGAUUUUAUUAGGCAUAUUGACAAUAAUGUAUACUGUAUUCUUCAGCUGAAUGAACAUUUACACAAAAGACCGCAGGUUGAGAAAAGUCUGUUCCUGCAGUCUGACAAGCUCAUUUGGGCAUAUGAUCACAAAUGAACAAUUCAAGGAAAAUGUGCAAAACCAGAUGAGAUUACAGCUUUGUGAAUAACACCAUGAAAUGAAGCAAGAAAGAUGUGCAAAGAAAGCAGAACAAAAUGAAGAGGAUGGAAUGAAAUUUCAUAGAGAGGAAAGGCACUCGCGUUAUCAUGAGAAAUCAGUUGUAGUUUGGUGGGGUUUCUUGCAAAAUUCAUGUUGCUUACGUUCAGAAUGUGGUUGCACUUACUUGUAAAGGAAACAAUAUGAUGUGCAAAGGUGUCCUUGUAUCUGAUGAGAAUUGAAAUAAAGGGUAGUAAAAUUAACUUUAUCCUCUGCCUUUUUCCAGAGAGUGGGAUUGUUGGAAGAUGAACCAUCACUCUCUUUACCAUUUUCACUGUAAUAUUUUCCAAAACAAAAUUCACUUCUGUUCAUUAAAUAAUUAUGGAUUCAAACACUGA
Messenger RNA from Chiloscyllium plagiosum (whitespotted bambooshark), 4425 nucleotides. Its product is annotated as solute carrier family 12 member 1. Gene Ontology annotation, molecular function: sodium:potassium:chloride symporter activity. Lineage: Eukaryota; Metazoa; Chordata; Chondrichthyes; Orectolobiformes; Hemiscylliidae. The record is from RefSeq and is a predicted model, not a curated record. Gene Ontology annotation, biological process: potassium ion import across plasma membrane; cell volume homeostasis; chloride transmembrane transport. Gene Ontology annotation, cellular component: apical plasma membrane.